UGUCAAUAAAAAUCCAAACGUUAAAAUUCUACAGUCCGAAGAGGGUUUUAGAGCGAAGAGAAAACUAAAUUAAAAAUGAGGUUCGGCCGCGCGUUGAAGAUUGCUCCGAUUACGCUUCUUCUGCUGAUCAUUUUCACAUUUGCGAGUGCCAAGAAGUCAGGCGAUGUGACCGAGCUACAGAUCGGGGUCAAGCAUAAACCCAAACCAUGUGAAUUUCAAGCUCACAAAGGUGAUAGAAUCAAAGUACACUAUCGGGGGAAACUAACUGAUGAAACUGUUUUCGAUUCGAGUUUCGAAAUGGGUGACCCAAUUGAGUUUGAACUUGGUAGUGGUCUAGUAAUCAAAGGAUGGGACCAAGGACUACUGGGGAUGUGCGUCGGUGAAAAGCGGAAGUUGAAAAUUCCUGCAAAGCUUGGUUAUGGUGAACUUGGUUCACCACCUAAAAUACCUGGCGGGGCAACACUGAUAUUUGAAACAGAGCUUAUUGCAGUCAAUGGGAAGCCAUCAAGCGGAGGAGAAACAAACACAAGUGAAGAUGGCUAUAAUAAUUGAUAAUAGUCUCCGGUU
Molecule: messenger RNA, 567 nt
Organism: Hibiscus syriacus
Lineage: Eukaryota; Viridiplantae; Streptophyta; Magnoliopsida; Malvales; Malvaceae
Product: peptidyl-prolyl cis-trans isomerase FKBP15-1-like
Exons: 6
Coding region: 76-552 (158 amino acids)
Biological process (GO): protein peptidyl-prolyl isomerization
Molecular function (GO): peptidyl-prolyl cis-trans isomerase activity
Source: RefSeq, a predicted model, not a curated record